UGGUGAACGCGUUCUUUAUUCUUCGUGCGGUGUUUAAGCUUAAUGAAGAAAAUUAUUGUACAAUUUUUCGGGCCAUAACUAAACAUCCGUGAGAAAGCGUUGUAGCCAUCAAGGAAGAAGCGUUUAUGAGCGGCGCAGCCAAUUAUAAUCCCAACUGACAAGAAAGAAUCGCAGGGUGGAGUAGACGCCGAAAACUCAUUCCAAGUGUCUGCUGAAACGGAAACGAAAGCAGUUCCAUACUGAAAGCAAACCCAAGACCAACAUGCCAUUCUUUCGCUGGUGGUUCUCGAAGCCUAAGCCCGAGGAGGAGGGUAAUCAAUCUAGUGGCACCGAGGACCUAUUCAAGAAGUGCAAAAACGGUAUGGAGGGACUAAUUACCCGUUGUGACCGCUUCUCAAUUGAAGUGAAGACCAUGACAGGACAUCUGCUGGUUAAGCUGGACGGCGUCAAGACCACCUUCGCGCCCCGGACAGGCGAUUUCGUGUACCUUAGCUGCGAUAUGGACAAGGAGGAUGAGAUUGUACAGGUGAAAACCGUCUUUCCUCUGACCAUCAAAUCUGAUCAGAUUUGUGCCGUGGAACUCAUUUACGAUGAUUAUAUAAUAUUCGGUAAGAAUGUCUACAUUAUGAGAGAGGACAUCCCGACGGGCAUAACCCUUCGUUCAACCGACGUGGUCUAUGCUGAUCUAAUCAAGUGUCAGUAUGAUACAUUUACGCAGCGUGCCAUAAAGCUGACCCUGCUGGAGAAGACGUCUAAGUCGGCUAACGACGCAUGCAGAAUAGUAUCGCUGAUCGGGGAGACUCACCUCAUUUGUUCAGAGCUCCAUAAAACUUACCAGAUAUCGCAGAAGUUACGCAAUAAUACAAACGACAUCUUGCGCCUGAUGAGCGUGAAAGCGCUUAAUGACGUGGUUAAUCGCCAGCUGAAUGUGCUUGAGCCUUUGAAGCCCGUUGGCAUUCCCGCCAAAGGGGAGAUUACGCUCCUAUUUGAGGUGAAGACCAAGUUGAUGGGAGAAGUUUCCGAGAAAUUUGAUCUGGACUUUGAUACCUUCAAAAUGAGACGUAGUAUUGCGGUCAUCGUGUGCAAAUCGAAGGAGGAGGUCGACCAAGCGAAGAAGCGUAUGGCCGCAACCAAUGUCCCAAGUGCUCCUAGGCCGAGAUCUAUGCAGGAAGCUCGAUUCUAUGCCAACCAGAUUUUGUCUAGCCCAAAGGAUGCGGUGCCAGGACAAAGCGUAGGCCUCAAGCGCCGCUUUGUGAGCAUUCGUUUGGCUGCUUAUGACAUCCCCGACACGCUCCGCCAGAUAUACCUGACCACCACACGGCAAUCGGACAUGUUGAAGGCCAUCGAGUUGCAGUAUCCGUUCGUCAAGGAGGAGAUGAACAUCAAGAACUAUGUUCAAAAUUAUAGCCUCUUCCUGCACCUCGAAGAGCUUGAGAAUUUCGUGCUCAUUCGGACCUACGACAGGCAGCGGGCACACUUCCAGAUAGACGGCGAGUACCUAUCGCUGCUGGUCUCUAAUCUUGCCGAGCGUCGUCCCUCGCUGGUCGUUGGUGAUAUUGUGCGUGCCAAUAAUCUCUGGGUGGACGGUACCGAAACGGAAACCGACCGGAGCUUCGAGGGCAUCGUCCACAAAGUGCUUGGCAAUCGCAUUCUGCUCAAAUUCAGCGCCGGCUUCCACAAGACGUAUAAGGGAGAGGAAUACAGCCUGUCGUUUUACUUUUCACGUUUCGGUCUUCGCAAGCAGCACCAUGCCAUAUCAAAGAUAAUAUCCGUUAUUGGUGAGGAUUUCUUGUUCCCCACGAAGCUAAUUCAACGCGAGCAGCCUCAGUUGGAAGUCAGGAUGGAGGGACCAGACGAUAUGUACCUUUACGAUUCAAAGUUGAAGUGGUUUAAUCCAUCCCUUAAUCACAUCCAAAAGCGAACUGUAUUCAAUAUCUUGCGUGGCGAAUUGCAGAAUAUUCCUUAUGUCAUCUUUGGACCGCCUGGAACUGGCAAGACCAUGACCCUGAUGGAGGUGCUCCUACAGUUGGCGAAUAUUAAUCCGUACUCCCGAAUUUUGGUGGGGACACCAUCCAAUAGUUCGGCGGAUCUGAUUACGAAGAAGAUCAUCGAAAGCAAAGUCCUGCCUCCGGACGAUUUCAUUCGUCUUGUGUCGUACAAUCAGAUCGAUAAGGAAUUGAUUCCCAAAGAGCUAUUAAAAUACUGUGCCACUGUGGACAUUGGAACACCGGGCAGUUGUGAAAACGGUAUGGUGAUCACCGAAUCUGGCAUGAAGAUGAGAUGCCAGAUGAACUUUUUAACACGCUACCGUGUAAUAGUAUCAACCAACACCACAUUGGGGAACUUCAUGCAAAUGGAUUUCCCACGCGGUCACUUCACUCAUGUGCUUAUCGACGAAGCUGGCCAGUGCUCGGAGCCAGAGACAAUGGUACCGAUUUCGCUGUUAACCGGAAGUCGGAAGCAAGUUAUUCUGGCCGGUGAUACCCAACAGCUGCAGGCCAUUGUGAUAAAUCGUUAUUCAUGUCAGACCGGAUACUGCAAAUCCUUCCUUGAGAGGUUGUUGGAACAGCCACCGUAUAGAAAGGAUCUCCAAAAAUUCCCCAAAACCUCCGGAUAUAAUCCAAAGUGUAUGACCAAGUUAUUGAACAAUUACCGCGCACUGCCAACGAUAAUGUGCACUUAUAACAAGCUCUUUUACGACAAUGAACUCAUUCCAAUGGUUUGCGAAUCAAAUUCGAAGGAGAUUCAACUCCUGGAAAAGGCACUUGUGGUUUUUAAUCCGAUCAAUGAUAUUCCAAGAAACCAGGGUGCCUUCUUCUUUGGAAUUGAUGGUACGAAUUUGCAGUGUAAUGACUCGCCCUCUUGGUACAAUCCGCAGGAGGCCAAGCAAGUAUACUUAAUGACCAUUGCCCUGUACAAAAUUAAUUUCCAUGAGGACCAGAUUGGAAUAAUCACGCCAUAUGCAAAGCAAGUGAAGACGCUCAAAACUCUGUUUAUGGCCACUAAUAUAGUCAUGCCAAAGAUUGGCUCUGUGGAGGAAUUUCAAGGACAGGAACGCGACAUUAUCCUCAUCUCGACAGUGCGCUCCUCGCAGGCACUACUCAACGCCGACGCCCAGAUGUCUUUGGGAUUCGUGAAGUCCACCAAGCGGAUGAAUGUGGCCAUAUCCCGUGCCCGUGCCAUGAUGAUCGUCUUUGGGAAUCCUAAUAUUCUCGCCCUCGACAGUUCAUGGCGCAAAUACAUCACCUAUUGUGUCCACAAAAAUGCUCUUUUUGGCUGCGAGCUGCCAUAUUCUGUGUACGGCCCUUACAUAUCAAAGAAGGAUGAGUAAAAACAAAAAACAUGGCAUACUUUCCAGGGAAGGUUGCUUAUUUCCGCUGUGAGCUGCCCAAUUCUUAUUAUUUACGGCAAUAACAUAGAACAGGACGAGAGAAAACAA
This is a messenger RNA of Drosophila serrata, 3439 nucleotides long. Its product is annotated as 5'-3' RNA helicase armi-like. Gene Ontology annotation, molecular function: helicase activity. The record is from RefSeq and is a predicted model, not a curated record. Lineage: Eukaryota; Metazoa; Arthropoda; Insecta; Diptera; Drosophilidae.